CAGUUGCAUCACCGACCGGCAUCGCUGCGCGAGCGAUUCCGCGCUCACGGGAUACUCGCGGCUCACAAACGACGUUUCUCCUGUCGAUUUCUCGGCUUCACCACGCGAACUACACGACAGUUGCAAUUACAUGUUCGGUUACACCGUCCGGCGACGAAAGAAAAAUUCCAACGAAAUUGGUUUCAAUAAUCUCCUCGUAAAUGGGGAGUUGACAAAAGAAAGGAACGAAAACGAAACCGGUCUGAAUCUCUCUGCACGAAGAACGAUAUCGCGAACAGUCGGCGGCACGCGCUCAGAACCGCAUCGGAACGCGUCAGUCCGGGAGGUUAUCUCUCCAGCGGAUACCGGGUUGUCGAAUGACGUGACUCCGUCGGUCAGCGCGCUCUUUCUCGAGCAGAGUCGUUCGCGAAUGUGACGAGAGGGUGCACGAUGCCGCAGGAGAACGAGAUAACCGCGUUGGUGAACGGUGGUACCGAUGGUGCGUCCUUGAAGGAGGAUCGACAACCGAAGGAGAUCUUCGGGGAGGAUCUGCCGAAGGACAAGGUCGAAGGUGGACAAGGGCACCAGGAGGACCCGAACGGGAUGCCCGAACUAAAGGACGACGUCGUCCAGGCUGACGACGAGGAGGUCGCCUUGGAUCUCGGAGAACCCUCUCCGGAAGUAAUGGAGUACGCCAGAAGGGAGAUAGGGGAGACGGAAGAGGUCAAGUGUCGAACCAUUCAAGAGCUGAGGGACAUGAUUUACGAGAGGGGUGAGUGUCAGCCACACAGGAUGGACGAUGACUUCCUGAUCAGAUUCCUCAGAGUAAGAAAUUUCAACGUCCAUCGCGCCCAUCGAUUGAUAGUGAAUUACUACAACUUCAAAGAGGAACACCCAGAAAUUCAUCAGGAUGUGAGCCCAUUGGAGAUGAGGUACAUCGGAGACGACGACGUGAUGACGGUGCCGGCGUACAGGACCCAGUGCGGCAGAAGGAUAAUGAUCUAUCGAUUGGGUAACUGGAAUCCGAGAAAAUAUCCCGUGGAGGAAAUCUUCAAGGCCACGGUUAUCAUCCUCGAGCUGGGAGUCCUGGAGCCAACCGCACAGAUUCUUGGUGGCGUCGCCAUUUUCGAUCUACAGGACAUUAUGAUGGCACAUGCGUGGUCAAUCACUCCACAGGUGGCCAGUAUGGUGAUAGCUUUGAUGGUGUCGGCGUUCCCUAUGAAGACCCACGCCAUACACAUCCUCCAUCAGUCCUGGGUGUUCGAUGUGAUGUUCGCCGUGUUCAAGCCGUUGCUAGACGUCAGGAUGCAGAACAAGAUUUUCUUCCAUGGCAGCAAUAUGGAGAGCCUCCAUCAGCACAUCUCGCCCAAUCACUUGCCGAAGAAGUAUGGCGGAACGCGGGAGGAAUUGCCUUACUACAAGUGGAUCGACAACCUCAGCAAAACCCCUAGGAUCGUCAAAGAGAUGAAGCAACUCGGUUACGUGGUACCCCCAGAGAUCUCCAAGAAAAUGGGACAUCUGCUCGACGACUGAGCCCGACAGGAACUCCUGGGAUCAUACUUCUCAAACAAUUUACUUGCACUUUCAAUUAAUACUUGUACUCACUUUCUGGUGGCACGCUAGUUUGUACAAAGCGUUUCACAGGAUAACAUACACCUUUUAUAUUUCCUUAAAUUUGUAUCGUCCUCACCAUAGCGUAUUCUAUCUUCCCCUAAUUAAAUGGUUGAUGUUUCUUUAAACAGGUAACGUUGGUUUAUUUAAGCGUAAAAUCCCCGGGUUGCUCGUACGUUCAGCACAAGUCUCGAGUAUGUACGACUCGAAGGCUUUCAUGUUCUCAAUUAUGGAACUGGAGUAUCGAUUAAGCGUUGCGAAGAAGCGAUUUCGUGUCUUCUCUUCAGCGAGGGAAGUCUCGCCCGCGCUGAAGUGUCACUGGGUCGACGAUUUCAAAUUCACACUUUCCUAUCAAAAGUCCUUCCAGCGGUGCCAACAGCCAACCGUCUGGGUCAUCCAUAAUUAUGAGUCCUGCUGACGAAUUCAUCGAUAGAGUUUUAGAACGAGCGCGCUUCCAUUCCUUCUGAUUUCAAUAUUUUUAAUUUGGAGGUAUAUUGUUUCGGUAGCGGUAAUGGAAUUACAAUAUUUUUAAUCAUUUAUGA
This is a messenger RNA of Hylaeus anthracinus, 2132 nucleotides long. RefSeq names its product alpha-tocopherol transfer protein-like. The record is from RefSeq and is a predicted model, not a curated record. Gene Ontology annotation, cellular component: membrane. Bases 430 to 1512 code for a protein of 360 amino acids. Lineage: Eukaryota; Metazoa; Arthropoda; Insecta; Hymenoptera; Colletidae. Gene Ontology annotation, molecular function: phosphatidylinositol bisphosphate binding. The transcript has 5 exons.